CGGCGCGGAGGCUGCGUCACGCCGAGGAGUUGCUGCUGCUGCGGCGGCUGCUGCUGCUGCUGUGCCUCUGUGUGCUCGCCUCCCAAGCCUCGCCCGCUCUCUUCCCGGCCCAGGUCCUUUCCGAGGAAGGCUUGGGUGGUGGUGGUGGAGGAGGAGGAGAGCUCCCUGCUUGUGAUCUGAAAGCAAGACAAAAUGGUGAAGCUGGGGAACAAUUUGGGCGAGAAGAGCAGCAAGCAGCCCCUCCUGGAGGAUGGCUUCGACACCAUCCCCUUGAUCACGCCGCUGGACGUCAACCAGCUCCAGUUCCCUCCCCCGGAGAAGGUGGUGGUCAAGACGAAAACAGAAUAUGAACCUGACCGGAAGAAAGGGAAAUUCCGUACACCCAAAAUAGCUGAGUUCACAGUAAGCAUCACUGAAAGUGUCUCAGAACGGUUUAAGGUAACUGUUUUGGUCCUUUUUGCCCUUGCCUUCCUCACGUGCAUUGUAUUUCUGGUAGUGUACAAGGUUUACAAGUAUGACCAUACUUGUCCAGAAGGCUUCGUAUUCAAGAACAAUCAAUGCAUCCCGGCUGGAUUAGAGAACUACUACUCUGAACAAGACUCUAAUGCCAGAGGAAAGUUUUAUACGGUCAUAAACCACUACAACCUGGCCAAACAAACCAUCACACGGUCUGUUUCUCCAUGGAUGACAGUGCUGUCAGAAGAGAAACUUUCGGAGCAGGAGACGGAAGCAGCUGAGAAGUCAGCCUAAAAGAAUUUAAUCUUGUUAAUUGGAAGGCGGUAUCGAGGGGGUUUUCAUGGGAUGUCUCAUUAUUAAUGAUAAUUUAGAGGUUAAACCUAUAUUUACGGUGUAAUUGCUUUGGUUUGCUGAUAGCUGCUUUGCAAAAAAAAAGAAAAAAAGAAAAAUGAGAAAAUGAAAAUCUACGACCAUUAAUGGUCAAGUGCAUAUCAGCCUUGCUUUACAGCUUUAACACCAGUUUCUCUUUUAAUAAAACAAAUUUAGGUGCAUUGUUGCAAUCUAGAAAUUUCAUUGAGCCAUUUGGGGGAGGGGGUGACAAGGCAAAGUUUUGCAUUUUGCAGUGUGUACUAGUGUUUUGUUUGUUUUAGAAUCUGUUUUGUAAACUAAAUAAUCACAACCAUAACUCAAUAUGGUAUUGGCUAGCUAUGAGCUGUAUCUAAAAAUGGCUUGCAACUGCAAAAUAAGCAUCAAGAAAAUAAGUUGGCCUGUUUUUGCUCACCAUAUCAGAUAUGUUAAGAGAUAAUUAGGUCAUUAGUUUUUUUUAUGGCAUGCUUGAUGGUUGAUUUGUUAUACCUGUGGACAUUUCACUGCGUUUCCACUAUGUCUAAGGAGUCUUGUAUAUGGACUUGCACUAAAACACAAAAUAGACACUAGGGAGCUGUAUAAUUUAAUGACUGAUAAUAAUGUUCUAGUAAGUAAACAAACAUGCGAGACUGUAAAGCGACAAAUAUCCUGAGAAAGUACUGCAGCUCUAUGGAAUAAACAGACAGAAAACCUUUCACUGUAGACGUAAACACGGUGUAAUUCGUGCGAUGAUGGAAGGAAUCAUUUUGUUAGAUUUUUCUCUUUUUUGUAAAACAUUAAAAAUGUUUCCCCUUUUCUCUAUGUUGCAAAAUCUUGCUUGUUUUGUUAGCAGCAUCUUUGGCAUUUUCUAAUGUUUAAAUAGCAAAACUGCAAUCUGAAGCAUACAUAUCAGGAAGCAAGUUUCAUUGAAUUCAGUGGGAUUUUCGCAUAAACAUUUAUAAGAACUGGUUGUGUAAGGAAUAAAACUGAAUGCAUUAACUCUUCUCGCCCCAUUGUAUUUUGACUGCAUUGGACGCUACCUUUUUUGAGGUAAAUGAAGUAGAUGGGGGUUAAAAUUGUAGUUGAGCUUUUAUUGUAUUGACGUAUUCCUAAAUCAUUACUUCAAAUAUUUUAAAAUAUUUUUUGAAUUGCAGGUUAGACCGAAUGGCCCCUGUGGUCUCUUCCAACUUACUGAUUCUAUGAUUAGCUUCAUAGUUUUAUACAUAGCUAUUAGGUAUCAGUGGUCAACCUAAAUCGCAAGCAGCAUAAACCGAAAACAGAAUAAUGGUGUAUCUAGCCAUGGGUUUAGAUUUUCACCCAGUUUUCCAGUGCUGCGCUGUGUACUGUAGUGACAACACUAGAGCAAUGUUUUUCAACUAGUGGCACUUCAUUCGGCAUCAAGUGUUGCCGGUCUGGAAAACUACACUGGAAUGGCCAGUGUCACUUAACUGUAUUGUUCAGCUAAUUCCAACUGGCAUUUGUGUUCAUAUUCUGAAUGUGCUACUUCCUAGUGGACAUGUCAAAAGUUUCAUUGUUUUUGUAGAGACACAUUUCACAAAAACAGGGAUGUCUUUCCCUCCUGCAUUUUUAGUAGAACAAACAUGGUUGGUUCGGUGUGAUAUUUCUUUCCAAUAUAUUUAAAAGCGUCAAAGUUCACUUAGAAAAUGCCAACUGCUUUUCCAUUUAGAAGAUUUUAAAACUGAUCAUAGUUAUGUGUUGUACAUUUACUUUUUUAGAAUAUCAUCCUUGCUGUGUGGAAUACAUAAAAGCAAUAAAGUAUGUGCCAAAUCUUUCUUUGCAUUUAAAAAAAAUCUAAUUCAAUCCCAUAUAAACAUAUUCAACUUUGCCAUGUUUGUAUUUCCUAGUAAUCAGUACUUUAUUGAAUGUAAAUUUACAUGUAACUUUUGACAUUUUCACUCUAUGUAAAAUAAAAGAAGUAUGACCACA
Messenger RNA from Anolis carolinensis (green anole), 2748 nucleotides. It is a transcript of the gene nsg1, whose product is annotated as neuronal vesicle trafficking associated 1. Gene Ontology annotation, cellular component: membrane; endosome. Lineage: Eukaryota; Metazoa; Chordata; Lepidosauria; Squamata; Anolidae. The transcript is spliced from 5 exons. The record is from RefSeq and is a predicted model, not a curated record. The coding region runs from base 193 to 750 and encodes 185 amino acids. Gene Ontology annotation, biological process: G protein-coupled dopamine receptor signaling pathway; endosomal transport; clathrin coat assembly. Gene Ontology annotation, molecular function: clathrin light chain binding.